GUUCCGGAUCCCUGGGGGCGGGGAAACAGGGGAGGGUGUAGAGAGGUGCCAGAGUGGGCGACCAGAAAUCGCCAGCUCGGACAAGAGAGCCUCCUCCUUUUCUGCCCCUCGAGGCUAGGCCUUCAUGGAGCGGUUCCUGGCCCAGCUGUGUGGCACCAACGCGGCGCGGCCGCUCCCGGUUUGGGAGAGGGACACGACGGGCCACUGCUUCACCCAGCUGGUGCUCAGCGCCCUGCCCCACGCGCUCCUCGCAGUGCUCAGUGCCUGCUACCUAGGCACCCCGAGGAACCCAGAUUAUAUCCUACCAUGCAGCCCUGGCUGGCGCCUCCGACUCGUAGCCUCCUUCCUGCUGUCCAUCUUCCCACUGCUAGACCUCAUUCCAGUUGCGCUGCCAUCAGGAGCAGGCCCAGGGCCUGCAGGGCUAGAGGUGCUGGCAGGGGGCAUGGCAGCUGUGGCCUGGAUCAGCCACAGCUUGGCCCUGUGGGCCUUGGCCCAUUCCCUUCACAGUCACUCCCGGGGGCCCUUGGCUUUGGCUCUGGCUGCCUUCCUGCCAGCCCCAGCCCUGGUGCUGACCCUGCUAUGGCAUUGCCAGCGAGGCACUCUUCUGUCUCCGUUUCUCCCAGGGCCUCUCGUUCGCCUGUGCCUUCUCAUCCUGCAGCUGGCUGCACUUUUGGCUUAUGGACUGGGCUGGGCAGCCCCUGGGGGAUCACGGGAACACUGGGCCCAGGAGCACCUCUUGUCUGAGAGGCAGGAACCUGAGGUAGCUGAAGAUGGGGAGAGUUGGCUAUCACGCUUUUCCUAUGCCUGGCUGGCACCUAUGCUGGCCCGGGGGGCCCAUGGAGAACUCCAGGAGCCCCAGGACACUUGCCACCUCCCCCACAGGCUACACCCUGCUUACCUGGCCCGCAUCUUUCAGGUCCACUGGCAGAAGGGGUCCCGGCUGUGGAGGGCCCUGUUCAGGGCCUUUGGGCGGCUCUACUUGGCACUUGGACUGCUGAAGCUGGUGGGGACCAUGCUGAGCUUCUCAGGGCCCCUGCUCCUAUCCCUACUGGUGGGCUUCUUGGAGAAUGGACAGGAGCCCCUAAGCCAGGGCCUGCUCUAUGCUCUGGGGCUAGCAGGUGGUGCUGUGCUGAGCGCGGUGCUGCAGAAUCAAUAUGGGUAUGAGGUACGGAAGGUGACACUUCGGGCUCGUGGGGCUGUGCUGCACAUCCUGUACCGCAAAGCUUUACAUCUGGGGCCCAGCCGCCCUCCUGUUGGGGAGGCCCUGAACUUACUAGGCACAGACUCUGAACGGUUGCUCAACUUUGCCGGGAGCUUCCAUGAAGCCUGGGGCCUGCCCCUGCAGCUGGCCAUCACCCUCUACCUACUGCACCAACAGGUGGGAGUGGCCUUUGUGGGUGGUCUGGUCCUGGCACUGCUCUUGGUGCCUGUUAACAAGGUGAUUGCCACCCGCAUCAUGGCCAGCAAUCAGGAGAUGCUGCAGUUCAAGGAUGCACGAGUCAAGCUCAUGACAGAGCUGUUGAGUGGCAUUCGGGUCAUCAAGUUCUGCGGGUGGGAGCAGGUGUUGGGGGCCCGAAUAGAAGCCUGCCGGGCUCGAGAGCUGGGGCGACUCCGGGUCAUCAAAUACCUGGAUGCGGCCUGUGUAUACCUGUGGGCUGCCCUGCCAGUUGUCAUCUCCAUCGUCAUCUUCAUCACCUAUGUCCUCAUGGGGCACCAGCUCACUGCAACUAAGGUAUUCACGGCCCUGGCACUGGUGCGCAUGCUCAUUCUUCCCCUCAACAACUUCCCCUGGGUCAUCAAUGGGCUUCUGGAGGCCAGAGUGUCCUUGGAUCGGAUCCAGCAUUUCCUUGAUCUUCCAAACCACAACCCCGAGGUCUACUAUAGCCCAGAUCCCCCCUCAGAGCCAUCUACAGCAUUGGAGCUGCAUGGGGCCCUGUUCUCCUGGGACCCAAUUGGAACCAGUCAGGAGACCUUCAUCAGUCACCUCGAAGUGAAGAAGGGUUUCCUGGUGGGCAUCGUGGGGAAGGUAGGCUGUGGGAAGAGCUCACUGCUGGCUGCCAUUGCUGGGGAGCUCCACAGGUUACGUGGGAGGGUGGCAGUGUGGGGGCUGUCCAAGGGCUUUGGCCUGGCUACCCAGGAACCCUGGAUCCAGUUUGCCACCAUCCGAGACAACAUACUCUUUGGGAAGCCAUUUGAUGCCCAGCUGUACAGGGAAGUGCUGGAGGCCUGCGCCCUCAACGACGACCUCAGCAUCCUGCCUGCUGGGGACCUGACCGAGGUCGGGGAGAAGGGUGUGACCCUCAGUGGAGGGCAGCGAGCCCGGAUUGCCCUUGCUCGUGCUGUCUACCAGGAAAAGGAGCUCUAUCUCCUUGAUGACCCACUGGCUUCUGUGGAUGCAGAUGUGGCCAACCACCUGCUGCACAGGUGCAUCCUGGGAGUCCUGAGCCACGCCACACGGCUGCUCUGCACCCACCGCACCGAGUUCCUGGAGAGGGCUGAUGUGGUGCUGCUGAUGGAGGCCGGACGCCUCGUCCAGGCCGGACCUCCCUCUGAGAUUCUGCCAUUGGUACAAGUUGUCCCUAAAGUCUCGGCUGAGGAUGGAAAGGAGUCUGGCUCAGCCACAGCUCUGUCAGUAUGGAACUCAGAGAAAACAAAAGAAGGGCUGGAGGUGGAGGAGAACCCUUCUGGCCGCCUGCAACAGGAAGAAAGGAAAAAGACAGGCGCCGUGGCCUUCCAUGUGUACCGAGCAUACUGGAGGGCAGUGGGCCGCGGGCUGGCCUUAGCCAUCCUCUUCUCUCUGCUCCUCAUGCAAGCCACCCGGAACGCUGCUGACUGGUGGCUCUCCCACUGGAUCUCUCAGCUGAAGGCAGAAAAGAACAGCUCGGAGGAGGCACCAGCCCCCACCAGCCCGGUCUCCACAGGGCUCUUCUCUCCCCAGCUGCUCCUCUUCUCCCCUGGAAGCCUCUGUGCCUCAGCGUUCCCUUUACUCAAAGCUGCCCCCAACGGCUCCUCAGACAUCCGUUUCUACCUCACCGUAUAUGCCACUAUUGCCGGUGUCAACUCCCUCUGUACCCUUCUCCGGGCAGUGCUCUUUGCGGCUGGCACCCUCCAAGCAGCUGGCACCCUGCAUCGCCGCCUGCUGCAUCGAGUCCUAAUGGCACCAGUGACUUUCUUCGACUCUACGCCCACCGGCCGGGUCCUAAACCGCUUCUCCUCCGACAUGGCCUGUGCAGAUGACAGCCUGCCCUUCCUCCUCAACAUCUUCCUGGCCAAUGCCGCAGGCCUGCUGGGCCUCCUGGCUGUGCUGAGCUCUGGCCUGCCCUGGCUACUGCUGCUGCUGCCGCCUUUGAGCGUCAUCUACUAUCGCAUGCAGCGCCAGUACAGGGCCUCCUCACGGGAACUGCGGCGCCUGGGCAGCCUCACCCUGUCCCCACUCUAUUCCCACCUGGCCGACACCUUGGCUGGCCUCUCCGUGCUCCGGGCUGCUGGGGCCACCCACAGGUUUGAGGAGGAGAACCAUCAUCUCCUAGAGCUAAACCAGAGAUGCCAGUUUGCUGCCAGUGCCACCACGCAGUGGCUGGACAUUCGGCUACAGCUCAUGGGAGCCGCAGUGAUCAGCGCCAUCGCGGGCAUCGCCCUGGUGCAGUACCAGCAGGGCCUCGCUGACCCAGGACUGGUGGGCCUGUCGCUGUCUUAUGCCCUGUCCCUGACCGGCCUGCUCUCGGGCCUGGUGAGCAGCUUCACCCAGACAGAAGCCAUGCUGGUGAGCGUGGAGCGGCUGGAGGAGUACUCCUGUGACCUGCCCCAGGAGCCCCAGGGCCAGGGGCUGCAGCUGGGCACUGGCUGGCUGACCCAGGGGAGCAUAGAGUUCGAGGAUGUGGUGUUGACGUAUCGGCCCGGGCUGCCGAACGCCCUGGACAGGGUGACCUUCCGAGUGCAGCCUGGGGAGAAGUUGGGCAUCGUGGGCCGCACAGGCUCCGGCAAGUCUUCCCUGUUGUUGGUGCUCUUCCGGCUGCUGGAUCCCAGUGCGGGGCGAGUGCUGCUGGAUGGCGUGGACACCAGCCAGCUGGAGCUGGCUGAGCUCAGAUCCCAACUGGCCAUCAUCCCCCAGGAGCCCUUUUUGUUCAGUGGAACUGUCCGAGAAAAUCUAGAUCCCCGGGGCCUGCAUGAGGACGGAGACCUGUGGCAGGCCCUGGAGCAGUGCCACCUCAGCGAGGUGAUUGUAUACAUGGGUGGCCUGGACAGUGAACUGGGCCAGGGUGGCCGGAGCUUGUCCCUGGGGCAGAAGCAGCUGCUGUGUCUGGCCAGAGCUCUCCUCACAGAUGCGAAGAUCCUGUGUAUUGAUGAGGCCACUGCAAGCGUGGACCAGAAGACAGAUCAACUGCUCCAGCAGACCAUCUGUAAACGCUUUGCCAACAAGACAGUGCUGACCAUUGCCCACAGGCUCAAUACGAUCAUGAACUCGGAUCGGGUGCUGGUGCUGCACACAGGGAGGGUGGUGGAGCUGGACUCCCCUGCCGCCCUGUGCAACCAGCCCAACUCGCUGUUCCAGCAACUGCUGCAGAGCAGCCAGCAGGGAGCCCACUCCCCUCCAUGAGGCCUGGAGCCUGGUGUCCCCCACCCCAGCCCCAGGGUUUCCCCAUCACAUCUGUGGUCUGCUCCGGCUGCUGGGCUGGUGUAGAGGUGGUGGCUGCUUUACAUUCUCCUCAGUUGGUUCUACCUCUCCCUCACUUCUUCCAGAGGGGAAAAGAGCACUCUGGUUUCCUCUUUGGGAAUCACUCCUUCUCGGUGGGUGGAGUCCAGAGGCUUCCUCAGAACCAGGCUUCUGCUUUGGCUUUUUUGCACCUGGGACCCCAGGCAGGUUUUUCUGGGAUAGGACCCCAAUUGCAUUUUCAGUUUUAUUUGAUAAAAUUCCCAUCUUACAUUCUGUGUAUUAAAAAAAUAUUAUUUCUGG
Molecule: messenger RNA, 4954 nt
Organism: Choloepus didactylus (southern two-toed sloth)
Lineage: Eukaryota; Metazoa; Chordata; Mammalia; Pilosa; Megalonychidae
Gene: ABCC10
Product: ATP binding cassette subfamily C member 10
Exons: 22
Coding region: 125-4597 (1490 amino acids)
Biological process (GO): transmembrane transport
Cellular component (GO): membrane
Molecular function (GO): ATP hydrolysis activity; ABC-type transporter activity; ATP binding
Source: RefSeq, a predicted model, not a curated record